GAGUGUAUUACGGUAUUUCUGUUUGGGCGCAAUUGUAUGCGUGAGCAUUGUUGGAUUUUCGACAUCAAGUGAGUUUUGUAAAAUGAUUGAUAAUGAAACGUACGACUAAGUGACAUUUUAGCAAAUGAGAAUAUAAUCUCUGUGGAAGUCAAACGUGCAAAAUGAACCGUGGUAUGAACGGUAAAUGAUUUGGUGUUGCAAUUUGUUUAGCAACUGGAUUACAUACAGAGUGUACGAUGCAAUAAUAGAAAGAGACGCGCGAAUCAGACAGUUUUUCUAUUUUGAUUUGUCGUCAAAAAACCGAAUAUUCUAAAUUGAUGUGUGGUCUUUCGAAGGAAAAUCAGCAAAAUGUCAAACAGAAUCUUGCCAUCAUCGGAUUUUUCACGCAGAAGCUUGAACGAAAUUGUCGACAUUUGGUCAGAAGCGUAUGAGGAGCGUGGAGAAAACAUUGCUGCAAUUGGUGUCAUACAGUUGAUGUUGGAUCGAUUGCGGCUUUCGUUGGUCAAUAACAAUGCGAACGAAAAUAAUUUCUUGAUCUCCGAGAGCAUCGAUCUGCGCACAUUGAACAUGGACAAUUUCAUAUCGGGCCUAACAACAUCGCAGGCGAAUCAAUUCAAUCGGGCAGAACAGAUAGCCGACGAUCAACUAUUUGCUGAAUUGAUUGUGAAAUUGCUUGGAAAUUCAGAGGAAUUUCAAUGGAUCACACACGUUCAACGGUUCAUUUGUGCGUUGCUGAAAAGCCCGAAAGCAUCAUACUUGGUUGCAAAAACGACAGUGUUUCUCUACAUCGAGGCAGUUGCCAAGCAAAAUAGUACACAUCUGAAUGAAGAUUUCAGAGAUCAAAUGCGACAAACAAGCGAAUAUCUGUCUUUGUUCAUUGCCGAAAAUGAGCCAACAGAUUACAUCGUAUCAAUCAUAUGCGACACAUUCUUCGACAAGAUUUCCAGAGAUAGUUCGGAGAUAGUUCGAAGCGAUGCCAUAGGCUGCGAACGGUUCAUUGUGAAAUUCUUGUCGAAUACCGAUGUUGACAUCAAAAUCAAAGCCAUGAUGCACAUCAUCCGAUGUGGCGGAAUUCGGGUACAUGGCAGACGCAUACUGCGUUUCUGUUCAAGAGCAGCAAUUUUACGAGAAAUAACCACAAUUAUCACAAGGGUUAACGGCAUCAAACUUCGAUCAGCGGCCCUCGAUUUGGCCUAUCACAUUGAAAUAGCUGUUCGAGAUCGAACUGUGUUCCCUGAAUCGGUAUAUCAGGAUUGUGUUCUAAGCGAUAACGAGGAUCUGCAACGGAAAGUGGCUGAUCUAUGCCGAGCUAUGCUACGUGGUGGUGAUACAGGUGUAGCUGAUCCAGCCGAUGUGGUGAUUCGCGCAACGAUGUACCAUCAACAGUUUCGGAAAAAUUACACGACUUGUCCGAUGCGUGUGACAAAAACGUUCUUCGCGGAAUUCACCAACUGGGACGCGGUCUUUGAAGCGGUCGAAUUGCGUUUGCAUGACGUUGACUUCAUUGACGAAAUCUUUGCUCUGUUGAAACGUGUAAUCGACCAUAUCAAGAAGAAUCAGGUUGAUGUCGACGAUUCCCUACGGUCAUUUUCACACAAAGCCAUUCGGUUUGCGCAGCAGCUCGAUCGACAACAUGUGACCGUUUACAGCAACAUCGUUUUUUCACUGCUACACGCAGACAGAUGGUUGGAGCUCAUUGAUGAUAGACAUCGUGAUGUUCUAACGGGUUUCUUAUCAGAAAUUGCCACAGGUUACUUUCGUGACUCAUUUACUCAACAACUGAAUGCAAUUUACAUGGUCAAGGUCGUGCUUCCGAUUCGGAUUUGGCAGCCACGAUUCGAGCAAUGCUUGAAUGAAUUCAAUGCAUUUCAACAUCAGGCCAACAUCGAUUUUGAUACCAACGCCAAUGUGAUGGAAACAUUCAUGAAGCUUGGUGUCUUCGCUUGGUGCAAAAUGAUUCCAAGCAACACGACAUUGCUGUGCAACGAAACGAAUGGAAUAGUCAUGGCAGAUCCGUUGGAUUUGACGAAAAAUCGAACAUUUUUGGCUUACAACCUCAUAAUUUUGACCCAAAGUUUGAUCAAAGUUCACGAAGGUGCAGUUGGAGUACGAGAGUCAAUUCAAGGCGUUUCUCGCACUCUGAUCUCAAAACGUUUUCUCGAAAUAUUGCAAAAAACGGAAGAUGACAUCGAUUUUCUAUGUGUUUCGGUCUUUUGGUGUCUCAGUAAGAUGGAGAUGAAAUUCAAAAGCAUUUCACAACAAAAGGUCAACAUCCAAAUUUUGGCGAAAUAUUUGCUCAAGAAAAUCAGUUUGGUCACGAUCGAUACGGCGCAUGGCGUAAAUCACAUUCAAUUGCAAUAUAUCGUAUUCAUGUUGGAUCAAAUCAAGCAGCUGUUAUCGGCAAAUGUGGCCAUCAACAUCUGUGAUAUAGUGGUUGGUCUCAGCAAGAGAUUUCCCGACUCCGAUCAUGCCUCGAACUUGUUGCAUUUCUGCAUUGGUAUACAGCGCGAAGAUAUGUUCAUCGAUUGUGCAUUCGGUGUACUCAAUGAGCUUCCGAAUAAGAAGUUCAAAAAGGAUUUCAUGAAAAUCAUCGAAAACAUAGUGAAUCCACUGCCAAAUAAGAGUCGCAUUUGGAGCCGAAUUCUAAGGACAUCGCUGAAUAGUUUUGGAAAAAGGGCUCAGGAUUCACUUGACGAACAAUCGGCCAAGAGAGCGAAGCAAACUGGACAAGUGAUCUUCAAUAGCACAAUGAAGAAUUGGUCAUCAUCGAGCGACAGUCCAGCAACUAGCCGCCGGUUCGAUGCGAAAAACAGUACACCGUUAGAACUGAACAACAAUCAAAUCGCCAAUUGACUCAAAAUUGAAUGAUAGAUAUAUGCGAUAUUUGCAAUGCAAAUUGCCUCUCGAAUCGAUUGGAAUCGAUAUUCAAUUGAGAAUCGAAAUUUCAACUUGAAAACCUAGCUUAAAACACGUUUUCAUUGUGUUGAAUUAACAUUUAAUUUGUAAUAUUUCAAAGAAAUAUAUUCUUGAGCAACGUGAAAA
Sitodiplosis mosellana (orange wheat blossom midge) is the source of this 3042-nucleotide messenger RNA. RefSeq lists its product as uncharacterized. Lineage: Eukaryota; Metazoa; Arthropoda; Insecta; Diptera; Cecidomyiidae. The record is from RefSeq and is a predicted model, not a curated record. The coding region runs from base 349 to 2853 and encodes 834 amino acids. The transcript has 10 exons.